Messenger RNA from Dichomitus squalens LYAD-421 SS1, 773 nucleotides. Its product is annotated as kinase-like protein. Gene Ontology annotation, molecular function: MAP kinase kinase activity; ATP binding. The transcript is spliced from 3 exons. NCBI's taxonomy places the organism in Eukaryota, Fungi, Basidiomycota, Agaricomycetes, Polyporales, Polyporaceae. The record is from RefSeq and is a predicted model, not a curated record. The annotation marks the transcript as partial. Gene Ontology annotation, biological process: MAPK cascade; protein phosphorylation.
AUGGUCUCUGCUGCGGCCUCCAUCCCCAACCUCGCCGGUACCGUCGUCGACGACCGUUACGAGCUCAUCCAAAAGCUCGGGUCCGGCUCGUAUGGCGUCGUCUACAAGGCGAUCGACCUCACGGACGGCAUCUUUGUCGCGGUGAAGGUCAUGAACCUAGCUGGCCGGAGCGACGCCGAUCGUAAAGUCAUUAAACGAGAGAUCGAGUUGCAUCACAUCGUCGGCGACACCAAGGGCGUGGUCGGGUUUACCGACCUCGUCUUCGACGCCGACUACUGCUACAUCGUCCUCGAGUUCUGCCGAGGCGGCGAUCUGUUCGAGCAUGCCACGGAGAAGGGAUCCUAUGCGGGCAACGACAAGCUUCUCCGGAAGGCCGUGCACUCGCUCGUGGACGCCGUUCAGGCGAUCCACGAUCUAUACCUUGCGGACUUUGGACUUGCUACGAACGAGAAGAUGUCCACCGACUUCGGUCGAGGGACGUCGAUUUACAUGAGUCCUGAGUGUAUCGGUGAUAUGACUGCGAAGCAGCCAUACAACACGUACCUCAGCGACAUCUGGUCACUGGGCGUCGUCCUUGUCAACAUGAUCACGGGCUCGCAGCCGUGGUCGAAGGCGACGAUCCAGGAUGCUUGUUUCCGUCAGUUCCUCAUGGACCCGGACUUCCUAUACAAAGCGCUCCCGUUUUCUAAGGAGGCGCACGCCAUCAUCCAGUCGAUGUUCCAUCUCGACCCCACUAAGCGGAUUAGCCUCCGCGCACUCCGGGCAGCGAUCCU